Molecule: messenger RNA, 1950 nt
Organism: Symbiodinium natans
Lineage: Eukaryota; Dinophyceae; Suessiales; Symbiodiniaceae
Source: the annotation of a GenBank genome assembly
AUGGUCACACGGGCUAGGUUGGCUUUUGCCCGGCUGCACUGGCCGCAUCUGUGGAAGCCAGCUGCGAUUGCAGUGACUCUGGCGAGUGCCGGACACAGCGUAUGUUUUCCGCGCGGGCUUGGGCCUAGGCCCGGGAGCUUGCACGCCUCGGCAAAGAGCAUGUCAAGCAGGAUGGCCAUAGGACGCCUUCAUCCCAGGCUCGGAUCUAUUUUGGUGCGACCGCAAGCACGGGCUGUGGGAAAGACGAAGAGGCUGGCUAUGGAGCGCGUUGCGGACACCCUCAGUUUUGUUGACCGGGAUACCGCUUUUAUUGCCAGCUGGCAAGUCGGGAGUGACACUCGGGCCAGCGAUGUACGUGUUGAGGUGCAAGAUGGACGCAUCUGCGUCGGCCUCGUGGCCUCCGAUCCUUGGGUCGAGGGCCAGCUGGCCGGGGCCGUCCUGGACCAUUUUUGGGAGCUCAAGAUGGUCAAGGGCUCCGUGAUCUUGGAAGUGGAGCUUGAAAAGGAGAAGAGAGGUCCCUGGGGACGACUGCUGGCCGAUUCUGCAUUCCCAGAGGAGACUUCGGUGGAGCCCGUGGAAGAUGAGCUAGCAAAGCUCACCAAGAGAGCGCACCUUCUGUAUGCAGAGGAGAAGUGUGAAGAGGCAGCGGAGGAGUUCUUGAGUGCUCUGGUCCUUUGUGACAGGCUGGGGCUUGGCGCGCUGACCGCCUGCUUACAAUCUCGUCUAUGCUUGUGCUGGGAACAGAUCAACAAGAAGCCAGAAGCCCUGGAGGUUCUCUCCCAUACCAUCCCGAUCCUGCGGCAGUGCUUCGAGAAUUUCGGGGCCGCCAAUGUCCUACAAGGGUUGAAAGUAGAUCUUGUGAAUGCAGAGAUGACAUUGGCCAGGAUUCUGGAACAGAUGGGUCAGCAUGAGCAGUCUGUGACAAAGUUGCAGGAGCUCAUACAGGAGUUCCCUGAACAGGUCGACCCUAAAAUCCGGCUUGCAGAUGCUUUGCUAGACAGCCUCGGCCAGACGCGCGAAGCGUUGGGUGUCUACGACCGUGUGCUUGAGCAGGCGGAGGACACAGAUCUGGCCUGGGCGGCACUCUACAGCGGGUGCUACGCUGCCUCGCUACAUGAGGACGAGCUCGCCCUGCAAUAUUUCAAUCGCUUUCCCAUGUUCAUGGUUCUAACUCUAGGCGGCGAGGAUCCGUUCCAGGAAGGGUUUCGGAAGCAGAUUAGACUGUCAAAGUUGCGACCGAAACACCAACUCUGGAGCUACGUUGUCCAGAAGCGGAUGUGGAGAGAAGGGAAAGCCGAUGAUGAUCCUGACUCGGCAGUUGAGGAUCCCCUCAAGGGGCUCCCCGGGCUGCUCUCCAGCACUUGGGCAUUUGUCGCUGGCACCCAGGUGGGCCGGCAGCUGGAAGACUCGCUCUUCUAUGGGACCUACGAGAUGCUCCAGCUUGCUAUGCGGGAGGCAACGGCUGAAGGCUUGAUCCUAGAGUUUGGUGUUUACUAUGGAUCUUCAUUGCACAUGCUCUCCUCCUUCUUUCCAGGAGAGACCGUGCACGGCUUCGACAGUCUUCAAGGCCUUCCAGAGGCCUGGAACAACCAGCCAGUUGGUGCCUACUCCACACGUGGCGUCAAGCCCCAGUUGCCAGCCAACGCUCAACUUCAUGUGGGCCUUUUCAAGGAGACUUUGCCCACUUUCCUCCAGGAGCACACGGGGCAAGUGAAGUUCAUGAACAUCGACUGCGACCUUUUCUCUUCCACACGGGAUGUCCUGACGCUGCUCGCUUCCCGGAUCGGACCGGGGAGCGUGAUGAUCUUCGACGAGUUCGUGGGCCUUCCGAACUGGCAGCAGCAUGAGUUUAAAGCCUUUGAGGAGGCCGUAGCCAAGCAGGGGUGGAAGUUCGAGUAUCUCGCUGUGAGCCUGCUUAGCAACCAGGCGAUUGUUCGCAUUACGGGCUGA